CGCGAACGUUGAAGGGAAUAAACAAUCUUACAAUAUGACGACUCGUCUGCAAGAAAUUCAGAAUUCAUAUGAGCAUAGAUUCAACUGCAUGAUCUGUUUGUGCCCACGGCUUCAAAUGGUAACCGGUUACUGUCAACACAGGAUUUGCACGCAGUGCUUAUAUACAGAAGAUGGUAUUCGUAAACCUUGUCUAGAUAAUUGUCCCACAUGCCAAAUGGAGGAUUCUUUUCCAGUUACAAGACCAGCUAUUCCAGAAGAUACUGUAGAAAUCCAGAGAUGUUUGGGAGUUCGUGCAUGCCCCCAUUCUGGUUGUGUAAUGGAGUUGUGGGAAUGGGAAUUGGAAGAACAUUUAAAAUUGUGCCCAAAUCGUCAACCAUCACCUCCUAAACAAACACCUAAGAAGAGAAAAUCAGUGCGCAAAACUGAAGAAGCCAGUAAAACGACACGAUUGACACGCAGUAGUACAUUUAACAUAGGCUCUAGGCGGUCCCAAGAGCACCGAGACACGAGACGCCAAACACGAAGAAGUACACAGCAUCAGACUUUGUAUAACCAUUAACCUUUUAUUCUACUCCACUUCUAAGGGCACUGUUAAUGAAUGAGUGACGGGAAGUUGUUGUUACGAAAGCUUCCUACUCGUGGAGAAUUUUUGUUGUUUUAAGGAGUAUGAAGGGUUUUAAAGGCUGUGAUGAAACAUAUAUACAAGAAGCUUAUUUUUUUUUCCUGAAAACAAACUCGUAUCUGCAUAUACAUGUAUAUAGCAUUUUUUAAUGUUGGUAGAUAUGUGAGUAGAUAGGAGAAAACCUUGUUUGUCUACCAUGUAAGUAAAAUUCAAGGCUGUUGUUCCUGUGCUAUUAAAGCUGUUUAUUGCAUUUACACAUUGAAAUUCUUUCUGUUAUACAUUUAAAAAAUAUUUUAUAUAAAUCUGUGCUUUAAAAAAACAACAAGCCAACAGCUUUUGUGUUAAUUUAUUUCAACAAAUACUGAAUUGUCCAGUAAAAUAUGCAUUGCAGGUGGAUGAUACAUUCAUCAAACUUUCAUCAUUUGCAUUGAAAUCAUGGAAUUUUACAAGAUUUUAUUGACAGUUAUAUUUAAGGUAUUACAACCAUUUAUUGACCAAGCUUGAUGACAGAAUUUGCUUUGCUGAACCCUCGAACCAAAUUGUUGUCUUUAGAUUGAAAACCUCAGGCGAAAAGUUUGGUUGUCUAGUCCAGCAAAAUGCAAGCCACUUUCAACCCAGUCAAUAAAAUGUCAUUGUCUAAUGCUCUAAUAUGAGAUCUUGGUUAUUAGGGUGAUGCUCAACUGCUUGAUUGAUGCAUUAAACAAUCUAAAUCAAUGUUUGUUACCAUUAUAUCAGCGUACAUAUAUUUUUGUUCUUGUAAAACAUGCUAUUCAUUGUAGUGUAAUAUAGGUAAUAUUUGCACUUCUUAAAUAUGUUGUAAAGACAGCAUACAGUUUAUUGCACCUUAUUACACAU
Messenger RNA from Saccostrea cuccullata (small rock oyster), 1477 nucleotides. RefSeq lists its product as uncharacterized. Bases 35 to 559 code for a protein of 174 amino acids. The transcript is spliced from 4 exons. The record is from RefSeq and is a predicted model, not a curated record. Lineage: Eukaryota; Metazoa; Mollusca; Bivalvia; Ostreida; Ostreidae.